Echinostoma caproni is the source of this 390-nucleotide messenger RNA. The record is from the annotation of a GenBank genome assembly. Lineage: Eukaryota; Metazoa; Platyhelminthes; Trematoda; Plagiorchiida; Echinostomatidae.
AUGUUCCUUCUCGCAACUGAUGGAUCAGGCCCAAAACAACUCUUACACCAAAUUCCUCCCCUGGCCGACCAUAAUACAGUCGGCUCAACUAAGCCUCUGCACCCCGAUCAACUGUAUUGUUUCUACACUAAUUCCAAAUAUUUCCACGACAACUUUUCCGAAGUGGAAGUGCGUUGCCAAAUUGGUCAAUGGCGCAUUAUUGUAGUUACCGAAACUUGGCUGACAACCGACAUUCUGGAUUCAGAAUUACGUUUGCCCGGCAUGACUGUGCUCAGACGGGAUCGACCUACACGGGGUGGUGGGGUGUUACUCUACUUUAGCAGAAAACUACAAUUCGAGGCAAUUGAUUAUACUUCUGCGUCUCCGGACUCACUGUGGUGCAAAGUAUGA